GAAAAUGACAAACUGAUAAUAUUAGUUUUCAGCAUUCUGGGUAACAUAAUAAGGCGGCCAUUUUGAAUUACCUUCCUAAAAUCUUGUCUGUAAAGUUUUGUCCACGCAUUUCCAGGCGAAUCAUUUGACAGAUCAAUUUCAAAUUUUCAGGGGUGACUCUUUAUUAGAAUCUUGAACUGAUUAGUUUUUCAGCAUUCUUGUUGGUAUAAAGGAAGUCAUUUUGGAUUUUUUGUCCUAAAAUGUUCUCUUUUCAACAGAUAGGUGUACAUGUAGGGGAUUUGUAGAAAAUAAUUGUAGGGCAUUCAGGUGAAAAAUCUAUAUUUCUAGGAUCACUCAUUUGUGGGGGGAUGGGAGGACAUGUUACUUGUGUCUUUGUGUAAUACAUGUAUAUGUUUGGGUACAGUAAUUAUUGUUAAUCCUUUAUAAACUAAUAAAUAACAAUAUAUGACAUUAUAACAUACCUAUGAUGAUGUAUAGUGUAAACUGUUCACAAGACAGAGGGCCAAUAUAACUUUUGAAAAGCCCGCGCCCACUAACUUUCUGAUUGGUCAAGCGCUAGGACUACGUCAUACAUUAGGCCUAGGUCAAAUUGACUCGUACAUUCGUAAGAUACAAACAUGGGAAUAAAUCAUCAUUUCCGAACCAUUGCUAGUCAAUUAGAUAAGAAAACGGUACUCUCUGACCAGACUAGAUCGUCAUAGGUAUGUUAUAAAUCGUUUAUGUCACUAUAGUUGCACAUAUGCCCUCGGUUCUCAGUGAUCAAUGUCCCUCCCAAGGUCAGGCUAUAUAUCACUGAAAACCUCGGGCAUAUAUGCUUUUCUACAACGAUUUCUUGUCAGCAGAAUGGUCAAAAAAAGAUGAAAAUAAAAAAAUCUGUAUCGAACUUCAGGGAGAAGGAGAAAAGUCUACGGAUAUUAAAUACAAACUCACAAUCUUUUUAACGACUGGGACAAUCCAAGUGCAAGGAAACAACAUCACGUCAUUCAACGAUGACUUUGAUAAUCUUAAAAUGUGUACUGAUACAAUCAAUCUAUCAACUGAUGAAGAAAGUGAUGAUGAUACUAGACUCAUAGACCUUGAUGAUAAUACGGUCAUUGAUAUUGAAGUAGAAGUUGAGGGAGAAAAAAUUGUGGUAGAGGCAAUCAAACAAGCUGACAUUAACAUUAGAGAAAUAAAUGGUGUGGAAACAGUGGACAUGAAGGACAUAACACCAACAGAAACAAUGGACAAAAACGCUACAAAACUCAAAGAGGUUUUUGAUAAUGAAAAUACACCUACAAAACUCAAAGAGGUUAUAGCUAUGCAGCCACAAAACACAUCAAAUGAAAAGCAAAGUCAAAACAAGUCUACGAAAAUGAUGAAAUUACAAAAUGAAAGUUUAGAAGAGGACAAUCAGGUCACUCGUGAAGAUAUAUCAAAACUGAACAACAAAUUGAACAAACUAGAGACAACAAUAUGUGAUCUUAUGGACAAGAUAAAAGAAAAUAACAACAUCAAUACAUCAGGAAAUGAGAACAAUCUCUGUGAAAACGAGGUGCGAAAAUUAAGAGCAGAAAAGAAAGAAAGGAUAGCCUUUGUUCUAGAACAAGGAAAUAAAAUCAAAACAUUACAAUGUGAAAUUGAACACCAAAGGACACUAUUAAGCUCCAAAAAUAGAGAAAUAGAAGAGCUAAAUGAAACAAUGAGCACUAAAAGUAACAGUAUACUAGAAUCAGAAAGAGAAAUCAAAAGCAUGAAAAAUAAAGUUAAAGACCAAGAAAUGAUAGAAAAAAAGUUAACCUGCAAAAAUGAAGAAAUAGAAGCUCUUACUGAAAAGCUAUCAGAAAAGACAAUUCUGUUAUUGAAAAAGGAAGAUGAGAUUUUUGACCUGACUGUACAAUGUAAAAAGUUGUCAGAUAGUGACACCGCGCCAUUCACUCAAGUUAAAGGGAAGAAACAAAAUACAGAUUCUGGUAAUGGUGAAACUAAACCGAAUGAAAUAUCCAUUGAAAGCAGAAGUUCUGAUACUAAGGAUGAUAGACCCAAGGUUAAGAUUUUGGGUUCAUCUAUCCUAGCCCACGUUGACCCAUCUAGAAUGUAUGGUUUCAACACCACCAUGGAGCAAGCAUAUACAAUCCAGCAAGCUAAAGGCAAAUUGGAGAACAUGAAAGAUAAACCAGACGUCAUAAUUUACCAAGUGUUGAGUAAUGAUGUAAAAUCAGAAUCAGAUGAUAAUAUAAUGGAAUCUAUGGAAGAACUUGUCCAACUUACUGAAACACUGAAAGAAGAUAGUAAAAUUAUAUUAUCCCUACCACCCCCAAGAAAAGAUGAUGCUAAAUGGAACGUACGUCAGAGAGCACUCAAUGCAAGAUUGGAAGCCAGAUAUCAUGAUAAGAGUAAUGUGGUUUGUAGCUCUAAUGAAAAUCUUGGCUACAAUGGUCAUCCAAAUGCGAAAUUCUACCGAGAUGACGUACACAUUAAUAUGCAAGGCACGAAAAUUCUUUGUGCAAAUAUAUUGAAUACUUUAAGAAAUAUGUUUGGUCUUCCCCACCCCAGGCGUAACAGCAAUGAUAGGCCAAACAAUUGGCCAAACCGAUAUGAUCAACCAAGAUUCAAUGGUCGUCCAACUAACUAUGAACAAACAAGAUCUAGGAAUAACUCCUUUAGGUCCAGAAAAUAUUAAGACUGCUAGGUCUACUAGUUAUUGUUACAUUAGUUAUAGACUGUUGUAAUGUGAAUACCCACUGGGUAUUUAUUUAUGUUAAAACGCACCCUCUGGGACUUUAUGCUAAACACUUAGAAUAUGGCACCUUACAGGGAAGGACUCAU
Molecule: messenger RNA, 2808 nt
Organism: Owenia fusiformis
Lineage: Eukaryota; Metazoa; Annelida; Polychaeta; Sabellida; Oweniidae
Source: the annotation of a GenBank genome assembly